This is a messenger RNA of Miscanthus lutarioriparius, 657 nucleotides long. The record is from the annotation of a GenBank genome assembly. Lineage: Eukaryota; Viridiplantae; Streptophyta; Magnoliopsida; Poales; Poaceae.
AUGAAUCCCAAUUCCAAGUUGAUCCUCGACAAGAUGCACCGCCUGUUCGCGGAGCAGAAGACAAGCUUCGACGUGCGCUUCACCGAGGCGGAUCAGAAGCUCAAUUCACGCUUCGGCGACAGCGACCGCGCACUGGAGAAGCGCUUCACCGAGGUGGAGGAAUCCGUCACCAAACGCUUCACCGAUCUCGACAACUCCCUCACCAAGCGACUCGCCGACUCGGAUCUCAACUGGGAGCGGCGCAUCACCGACUCCGAGGUGUGCCAAACAACUCUCAUCACCGUGUCGGAGCAGCGCCAGGAGGCCUUCGUCUCCGCCGUCGCCAAGUCCACCGGUAACCUAGAAAGCUGGCGCCAAGAGUCUGAAGGCGCAGUGGAUGACCUCAAGCUGAAGAUGAGCAAGCUCACCAAGUACAUGGAUCGAUCUGUCCUCGACAACCCAUCAGCGUCGAGUGGACUGAUCUCCUGGUCACCACCAGUCAUGGAGCCAGCCGCCGCGCGCUCACCUGCCGGCAUCACGGCUGCUCGGUCCUCGCACUACUCAAAGCUUGAUGUCAUCGCGCCCUCGGAGCCAAAUGUGUCGUGCCCUCGUCGCCUGAGGCACCACAUCGCUGCGCCAUUUCACCCUCCGCCGCCGCAACUGACGUGGUCACACUAG